CACACGUGUACAACGACACAAAGCAGCAGCAGUGUGCGACAAGCAAGACAAGCAUCAUCAGCCCACACUCAGUUGCUUUGUUUGUGCAAAGGUGCAAGCGAAGGUGUAGUUCUGCAGGAUGGAGCCGUCCAUGUUCUUGGAGCUGCUGCAGCAGUCUGGCACAGCCAUCCGCCCUGCCCUGUCCACGUUCAGCAAACUUGGGAAGCGUCCAACUACCCAGGAUGACUUUGGCGUGCUCGUGGCCGCCCUGCUGCAACACGACCCACAGUGUGACAUCAUCUUCAAGCUGUGGGAACACGAUCGCACCAGGAAUCAGAGCGAGGAUGCCCCCAUCAUCCUGGAUUCUUUGAGCGCCAUCCUGCGUUACAUCAAGCGCCGUCAUACCGAGGACGAAGGCAUGACCCUUGUGCACCGUAUCCUCAACAAGCACCAGAAGACACUCAACUACAACAUCAACAUCCAGCGCGUGAGCGUGAACAAGGCCGCCCUCAACCUGCUCAUCGCCAUGGUGCGGCUCGGGGAGACGGCCGCACGUGCCAUGUACCGCAGCCUCGACAUCUCCCAGGCGGGCCUUGCUGCCCUGGCCAAGAAGCGGUCCGCAUUUGACCGCUGGAGCGUGCGCGCCCUCUUUGUCUCGUACGUCACCUCCUUCUUCCACGUGGAGAACCCGGACAUUGUUGCCUGGAUCCUGCAGCAGAAGCCUGUCGUGCAGGGCCUCUUCAAGGAAGCAGAGAAAGACCCCAAGCACACGGUCAUGACGCUGCUGGCGGGCCUGCACCUGGUGGCCUCACGCGAAGACAUCAAGCGCAAGCACAAGCUCGCGCUCUUCACGCCACACCACCUCAUGAUCCUGGGCAACCUGUACCACUUUUCCGAUCCCGUCGCUGCCCGCAUCAAGAAGGAGAUCAAGGCACAGCAGCGCAAGCAGAGGAAGCAAGAGCAGAAACAGCAGCAACAGGACGAGCAGCACAACCAAGACGACGAUGAUGAGGGUGCACGUGGUGACGGCAACAGUAACGGACACCAGGACGGGCAACAACAACAACAACAGCAGCGGCAGUUCACCCCCCAUUUCAAAGAGGACGAUCGAAACGUUCCAGAGGCCGUGCACGAGCUGCUGUUGCUCCUGUGCACAAACCAGGCUGCAGGCCUGUGCUUUGUGCCGCCGGCAACACACGCCGGCGCUGUGGACUGGCGCCAGCCGUGGGUGUCGGACACGUGCGCCAACAGCACCAUCCAGCACCUGCUUGCCACCCUGCGCACACCGAGCACGCUGGGCAUGGCAUUUGAGCUGUUUGUUGCCGCGUGCUACGCUGCACCGGAUGUGGUGCCGCUUGUGCUCACGCCCACGCUGGUGCCGUGUGACGACACGCUCUCGCUGACCAACCUGGCCAACAUGCGCCUCACCUUCAGCGUGCUGCGCCACCCGUCGCCGCCAAUCCGGCACCAGAUGUACGCGUGCGUGGACUACCGUGCAGCCAUGAUUGUGCCGCCCAACAUGGCCCGCUCCCCGCUCACGCGCGCCCUGCGAUCCCAGAGCGCCGUUGUCGUGCACACGGCUGCGGUGACGCUCGUGGCCUGCCUCGCCCGCCUUGCUGACGACAUUGAGGUGGUGGCCCAGCGUGACCUGCAAGCCAGCGAGCAAGCCGAGUUCCAGCAGGCGCUCAGGGCUGCCGUGCGCAAGCGGCUGCCGGACGCACAGGUGCUGGUGUCGCUGUACACCACAGGGCACACAACACGCCUCUCCGCGAGACAGCUGAAGCAGCAACAACAACAGCAGCGCAAGCGCGACAAGAAAAACAAGAAGGGCAAGAAGGGCAAGAACAAUGGUAGUGCUGCUGCUACCGCUGCCGGUGCGGGGGCAGGUGACACCGCUGCCAUCGAUACCAACGCAGAACCAACACGCUUUGCCGACAGCACGCUGGGCCUGUUCCUGCAUGCGCUCGCGUACUACCAGCGCUUCUUCCCGGACGCGCUGUCCCGCUUCGACCUUGGCCGUCUGCUGCCGCGCCCGCGCGUUGCAGUGCAGAUGUCGCCGCUCACACUCAAGCGCCUGUUUGGCGUGCUGCGCGAGGGUGCAGCCGUCACAGACUGGCUCAAGCCCGGCGCUGCUGCUGCUGCUGCUGCUGCUGCUGGCGAUGGUGAUGAUGGUGAUGGUGGUGAUGGCAGUGGUAAGGGAGGAAGUGAUGGCAGCGAGCAGCCUGCGAAACGCGCAAAGAAGGAACAGCAGCAACAGCAGGAGGAGAAGGAGGAAGGUGAGGGUGCGUCCAACCAUGGUGCUGACAGCAAGGUUGAGACGCGUCUUCACCACAUUCUUCACAUCCACGCACGUGCGCCGCCGUCCUAUGCCCGGUUCACGGCCAGCUUGCUGCAAGGCAUCUUUAGCGAAACGGGCGCCUUCUCUGGGCCGCUGCUGGCUGAGCUGUCGGCGUGGUGGGGCGACGUGCCGGCACACACAGCGGUGAUUGACCUGCUCGUGGACACAUACACGGCCGUGCUCACUAACCCCAUGCGCAUUGCCGAGGACCUCCUGCACACGGCGACCGCUGCCGCUGCAACUGCUGAUGGUGAUGAUGAUGGUGGUGAUGAUGGUACAACGACGACGAUGAGGACAGGGAAGGACGAGCCUGUUGUUGAUGUGAGCGCCGUGCUGUUCAUGCUGUUGAAACACGCCGCUGCCUUCUGCACACAACACGGUGCGAAUGACGCUGCUGUGGUUGUUGCUGCGUACGUUGCUGAUGUCGUUGUGCGCGUGAUGGGUGCCCACGCCUCGCCGCUCCUCGCCUACAUUGUGCGCCACCAUUUCUUUGAGCCGCUUCGCUCCAAUCCCGCCCUUGAGCCCGUACUCGCCUUGCUCCAGCGCGCCAUCACCGCCAUCAACAGCGCAGCCGCCAAGGACACAGCAGCAGCAACAGCAGCAGUAGUGGACGGGCACGUCGACGGUGAGCAGCACAUGCUGCCUCUUCCGAGUAUCGAUAGUGACGCGGUGGUGCCGGUUGUCCCACACGCCAAGGCAGCGGCUGCCGCUCAAUUGCGAACGCUGCCCACAAAUGCGCUCAUUGAGCACAUUGUCCAGCGGCUUGUUCGCACCGCAGCAAGCGGCAACACCGCUUUGGGUGGUGAUGCCGCCAGUGAUGCUGAUGCGGCUGUUGCCAUGGCUGCUGCGGCAACGGACACGAAGAGCGGCCACCUGUACGCCCGUGGCGCAGCUGCAACGCGCAUUGGGUGCAACCUCGUGCUUGCAGGCACACCAACGCCGGCGCUCAGCCACACAGGUGCAGCCGUGAAUGCCCAGCUUGCACCACGCAGCGCAAAUCACAUGCAGGUGCUGCUGGCGUGCUUGCUGCCAGCACCAACAGCGAUGGCGCACAGCGACGUCUUCACUGUUUCGCCACUCCCACAAUUCACGUGCACGCUUGAUCUUCUGUGGGCGCUGCGUGGCCUGACCAUGGCCGUGCAGCGCUGCAGCGCUGGUGCCGGCAGCAACGGUACUGCGCCUGCUGUGUCGCCCGCAAUUAUGUGGCUGCGAUCGCGUGUUGAGGACAUCAACGCGCAGGUGCAGCUGUUUGUGGCCUCGCACCUGUCCAACCGGGGCGCAAGCGUUGGCGCUGCACACGCACUGCGGCUGCUCUACCCGCUGUGUCUGAGCGCGUCCACGCCAGACAUGCUUCGCUACGGCCUUGCGUGCAUCGUGGGGAACCUCACCCGCCUCGUUCGUGCUGCCGCUGACAUGUCACCCACGUGCGCGAGUGUUUUACAGAAGACGCUGCUCUCUGCAGCCGUCUCGCGCCAGUGGACCGCAGACAACAGCGCAGCACCAGCACCAGCACCAGCAACAACUACAACUACAACAACAAAACACACAAGUGCUUCGUCGUCAUCACAUCGUCCGCUGCUGACAGCGAUGGCCCUGGAUGCCGACACGACCAUCACGGUCGGCGUGCGCGAUUUGCACACCGUGCUUGUGCUGCACGUUGCCGCGGAGAGUGAGCAUGUGCAGCAGCUGGUGCACAGCUGGCUGCUCUGGCUCGACGCCGACGGCAAGAACAAGGCACCGUCCCUGUCUGAUGUCCUCUUCCUGCGCGCUGUCCUGCAUUCUACCAAAGCGCGUGGACUGCAGGUGCUGAGCCAGGCUGCACUCAACCUCCUCUACUCGCUUUGCGAAACCGCGGACGCGACAACCGCCCUCGCCAUCGACGCCUUGCUCGAAUUUGCCGACAUUGCCGAACCAGACGUCUUUGUGGCCGCCGUCAGCCGCCUGUCCGCCUCGCUGCUACGCGCGUACAUUGCCGACGCCUCUGAGCCGCGCAUUAUUGUGCUGCGCCAAGCCAUCGACACAACGCCAGACAACAGUACCGAAAUUGUGGCCGCGGCAAGGGCUCUGCCAUCUGUGCUGGACGCUCCGCUGUCGCGGUGUUUGGUGGCGGAGAGCAUUCUGCGAGAAAUGAACUUGGCAGCCGUCACAGAUGUGAAUGUGCUGUCCACGCGCGUGUUUGACCGCGAGCACGACGACGGGCUAUGGUGGUGGCUGGACGCUGUGAGAGAGGCGCGGGCAACACCCAUCCCAGACGCCAGCGCGCCGGUUGCUGCAGCCAUUGGCGCCAAGGUUGCUGCGCUUAUUCAUGACGAUGCGAGCGAGCUGACGUGGGCCGAGGUCGUGGUUGCCCUCUCUGUCGCCGGCACUCGCAACGGGGCUGGUCCUCAUGACCUGCCGCCAAAACCACCCAGCUCUGUUCCACCACAGCAGCGCGUGUUCUCGCUUCUUCUUCGCCAUUUUAUCGCUGGCGCUGAUGGCGGUGACAACAGUGCCUCCACCGUGGCGCUGCUGUCGACGCUGGGGCGCCUGCUCGGAUGCGCCACUGAGGGCAUCAGAUCCAUCGACCUCUCGCUUGAGCUCGUGUCACAGUCCUUCCCGUGUCCCCUCGCCACGGCGCUGGCCACGCAGUCCAUUGCGCUUCUGCUUGAUGCGCCCCCAUCCGACACUGCGCUGCGCACCGUGAUCAACAAGCGCAAGGCGGCUGCGUCGUUCCUCGAGGCCGUCAACGCGUUUCUCCAGACGGUGUUUGGCGAUGUGCUCUACGACUUUGAGCCCGAUCUCGCACGCGCGUGCCGGCUUGUCCUGGCACUGGGCAAUGACGUUGAGGUGGCGAGUGGCUGCAACAUCAUCUUGGAUCCCCCGCGAACGGCAGCGCUGUUCCUUCGCAGCUCGUCCUUCCGCCGUGUGCUCACUGCCCUGCUUGGUGCACAGGAGUCAACACUCACGUCCAUGUCGCCGCAGCGGCUGGCUCGUGCGAAGAUAGAGUGCCUGCUCUUUGUGCGUGAAGUCAUUGAACGACAGCCACAGUUGAUGGCCGGUGACAUUGGGCACCUUGUUCUCGACGCAUACACAGGAAGCCUGUCCACAGCGGACACCAUCUGUCUCAAGUUGCUGCUGUUUGCGGAGAGCGAGGGGCUGAAGCUGUCUCGCAUGCUGCUCAUCACGGGCCCGGGCACGUCAUCCGUGCGCAGAACAUACCUGGGAAAGCUGUCAACGGUGACCAAGGACCCCAUGGCUGUGGAGGGCCUCGCACGGCUGGAUGCAACGCGCCUCAGCUACACGGCAAAGCACAUGCACGUGCUGCCCGACGUAGCGCGGUCUGACGGAAGCAGUGAGCCUCCCACACCACCGUCAGCCAUCAGCGGCAGUGCAGUGGAUGUGUCCACGGUGUACGACCCAAUGUACAUGCUGCCACUUCUUCGCUCCAUCGUCACAUACGGUGGUGAGGAGUCGCUCAUUGAGUUUGUGGAGAAGCAGUGUGCGCGCUUCUGCUUUGCAGCGCUCAGCUCCCCCUCCCGCCGCAUUCGUCUGCUCGGAUCGGCCACGCUCGCCGCAUUUGCCGCUGCCGUUGCCAAAACCCGCAGGAAGGAGCUUCGUCAGUUACAAACGACGGUUGCCCUUUUCCGCGACAGUAUCACGGAGCCCGGACAGCUGCUUCCAGGAAUCAUUGGCGCAUUUGCUGCCGAGUGCUGUCAGCUCUCCCUCCAUGCCACCGACCUCCCCAUGUUCACCAUCACCAUGAAGUUUGUGGCAUCACGCCCCACGCUGGACUUGAAGGAUUUGCCGCUGUUUCUGUCGCUGUUCAACUCCUCCAGCCUCACACAUCGCAAGGAGCGCAUCUGGAUGCUCCGACUGCUGGCACAAGGCUGCCGCAACCCUCUCGACCUGGCCUUGCUCAACCGCCGCCACGCCGUGGAUCUCGCCAUGUCCUUCUACCUCUCCCCGAUGUCCGACCACGUUGCCCGUCUUGCUGUGUUGGACUUCCUGGCAGCGGUUGCUCAGGUGGAUACGGGCGCCUCCAUGCUCAACAGAUAUGGCAUUGUGGCGUGGAUUCAGCUUGCUGUCGGGCUUGUUCAGGCCGCAGAUUACGCUUCUUAUUACACACGUUUGUUGCGCCUGUUUGCGCCCAUCAGCCGCGUUGCCCGCGAGGAUUGCCUUGAGCCGGCGUUUUGCCAUCUCCUCUCUGGCAUCGUGCAGGCGGCGUCACACGACAGCCGACUUGAAAGCAACGGCGCUUCUGAGUACCACGCCACCCUCGUCAGCAACGUUCAGCAGGCGGCUGCGUGUUUCUCAAAGCCACUCUCGCAGCACACGCGCCACGUCUUGGACCAAGUGAACAGCACUCUCACGGCCGCCUAG
Salpingoeca rosetta is the source of this 6676-nucleotide messenger RNA. RefSeq lists its product as uncharacterized. The record is from RefSeq and is a predicted model, not a curated record. The transcript is spliced from 15 exons. Gene Ontology annotation, cellular component: nucleolus. Bases 119 to 6676 code for a protein of 2185 amino acids. Gene Ontology annotation, biological process: maturation of 5.8S rRNA from tricistronic rRNA transcript (SSU-rRNA, 5.8S rRNA, LSU-rRNA); maturation of LSU-rRNA from tricistronic rRNA transcript (SSU-rRNA, 5.8S rRNA, LSU-rRNA). Lineage: Eukaryota; Choanoflagellata; Craspedida; Salpingoecidae.